AUGCCACCGUCACCCUUACUGAGGAGAUCAAGGUCUCCUGCACGGGAGACUUAUCACAAGAGGGCCAACAGUUUCGGAAAUGUGCUUCCUGUGAAAUCAAAGGAUGACGAACUCGCUUUGUUCUCUGAUAUGCAGAAAGUUGAGACGGAGAACUUCUUACUGGAACCGUCAGAGGAUUUUGAUGACUCAAUCGCAAAAUUGAGCUAUUUCCCGGAAGUAAAACUUGGUGUUAACAUUCCUGCCCAUGGAGAAAGCCAUGAUUUGCUUAAUGCGGACGGUGAUAAAAAUGAUUAUGAGUGGUUAUUAACUCCUCCAGAAACUCCACUUUUUCGAUCUUUGGAUGACGAAGAAAACCAAUCCAUCACUCAGGUUUCUAGGGGCAGAGCUCAGAGCAAGCCUAUACAAAUUUCAAGAUCAUCCACGACAUCUCUAACUGAUCGUCCAGUAUGCCGGUCAAGGUGUGGAUCACCUUCAUCUUUUAGUGGACUAGAAAAUGGUUCAAGAGGUAGAAGACAGUCAAUGUCUCCCACUCCAUCUAGAAGAGCCAAUUCGUCUCACAGCAUUGAACGGGACCGAAUGAGCUCUUACAGCAAAGCUUCUGCAACAUCAUCUGGUGAGGAUGAUCUGGAUUCUAUGCAGUCUGUACCAAUUAGCUACUCCAGUAGCCCAGUUGUGAAAAAGAGCUUGGUUGUGAUGAAAACCAGAACCAUUGCAUCAUCAAAGAAUCUGUCCAAAAAUUUCACACCUAGUUCUGUCCCGAAGCGGUCAUUUGACUCUGCACUUUGGUUGAUGGAUCACCGCAAAGCUCCACAAGAUAGGUUCCGACCACUUCUAUCAGGUGCCCCUGCCAGCACAUUUGGGGCUGGGAAUGGAAUUGAUGUGCACAAACCUAUGUUCUCACACAAUUCCUCUUUGACAACUAGCAGCAAUGCAAGCUCUUACCAUGGUGCCACUUUUGGCUCUUAUACGCCUGGCAGCCAAGAGCAACGUGAUUUGGUUGGUGAAUGGGAAGAAGAUGAUAGUUCUCGGGGUCAUGAGGAUAUAUUUAUGUUUGAUAAAUUGAAUGAGCUAAAUGAAGAAGACAUUCAUUACAAGAGCACGGAAUCUACGGAUAAUUCACUGGUCAUAGUAAAACAUCUAGUAAGUGGAAGACAAGACUUGGAAGGAAGCAGAAGACCUAAUCAGUCCUUAUGCCAUUCUACUGAUAGUUCUCAGGUUGGCAAUAGUAAAAUUGCUACUUGCUCUAGAUGUGGGAAGUUAUUUGAUGCGAUGGAUGUGGAUGAAGAGGGUGUCUACUGUGAUGUAUGUGCUUCAAAGGUUGGGAAUAUCUUCACCAGUUCUACUGUACAAACUAUUGGAGAAGAAAACCAGCAAUAUGAUAAAACUGCAAAAUUGAAACCUUGCAUCGCAUCUGAUCCUCCCAUACCCACAGAUUGUAUAGGCUAUAGCAAAGAAGUGUCUCUUGAUCAUCAACUAGUGAACAGUGAAUCUUACACUGAUUGCCUGGAUCAGGCCCCUCCAAUUCACUCAAUGGGGCACACACCUCAGGAAAUGCUACUGGGGCAGGUGGAAAAGAUAGACGCAGAGCAUAGAAAGAAACAUGUUGGGGACUCAUUAGGAAAUACAAACGAUAUUUCCUUUCAUCGAUCUAGUGUGACUGAAUGUGAAGAAACAAAACCAACAUCUGUGGGGCAUGACCUUUUCAUCAGAGACCAAAUGGAUAACCAUAAUCAUGGAUUGUCCCAAUGUAAUGAAACUGUCUCUGAAACUAUGACCAGUGACAAUUCUUCUCAAUUGGGAUCAACUACAUAUCAAAACCCUAAACUUGAAACUACUGAGGGUACUGGGAUAUCAGUACUGUUAGUCCCUAAGUCAAACAGCAAUAAAUGGCCUGUUGUAGAAGGGAGGGCCCUGGCUGCUACAAGUAUUCUCUGUUCAGAACCCUAUUAUGCAAGAGAUGGUGUCAGUAUGAUGAAGCGUAGCUUUGGACUGGACAGCUCUUCAGCUGCUUCUUCCAGUGAUCUUGGGUCUUCGAGGCAAUCAACCAUAUGUUUUGAGCGCCUUAGGAGUGGUAAGAGGGGUGACUUUGAGAAGUCUCAGAUAAGCAGUACUAUGAGUCGUCAAAGCAUUGCUUCUGUGUCAGAUAUGUCAAUUUGUAGCUCUUCAGCUUCACUUUGCCCUCAGAGUGAUGCAGUAGGAGGUUCCUGUUUCCCAAUUGACACUUUGGAAAGCAGCACUUCAAGAACAUUGAUCUCUUCUGAAGAAAAUGAUGCUUUUUGUAAGGAUGCUUUGCCAAGUGCUAUGGAAUAUUCGUCUUCUUCACAGGUUAUUGCCGAUGAUGACAGUCCCGUUGACUUGAAAAGUGAGGUAGGAGAUACAACAGUUGAGAAUCAUAGUGCUGGCAGAAUGCCUGACAUGGAUCAUACCAGUACAAAUAUGUAUUCUUUAGAUACUGAAAUGCCAAGUGAUACCCGAGAGUCAUCAGGCCCAGAGGAAAGUUGCAUGCCUGAAACUGAAGAGGAUACUUAUGCCAUCAGUCAGUGCAAUAAAGGUAGUGCUCCCGAACAUUCAAGUGAUGAGAACAACUUUGAUGAUAUUCAAUUGCAGUCCGAAAUAGUUCAGGGUUCAGCUGAGGAAAACAGAUUGGAUGAUUGUUACAUGUCUGCCAUCUCCGAGGAGGACGUGUUGAUUUCUGGACAAGAAGCUGACAUGAGGAAACUUCCCAAUGAUGAAGAAUUUUGUGUGGAAGUAGAAGGAUCAAGGAAACAAAUCCAGAGAUGCUUCACAUUGGAAGAGGCUGCUGAUACAAUUCUCUUCUGUAGUUCUAUUGUCCAUGACCUUGCAUACAAGGCUGCGACUAUUGCAUUGGAAAACAAGAAGGAAUCAGAGUUUGUCGACUCUAUUAGCCCAACUGUUACAAUAGUCGGAGGAUCUUUUCCUAAGGAAGAGAGUUUACCAAAGCUGCCUCACAGAGCGAACUCCAAAUCAACUAGGUUUUCCCUAAGCCAGAUGAGCAGGGUACACCCUUAUGUACAAGGAAUAGCGUGCUGGCGUCUUCAGCUAAAGGUUGUGGAAAGUUCAAAAAAGAAGGGCCUUGAGAAUGAAGAUGACUUAGCCAAGUGUUUUCUUGACAUCACUACUAUUGGUAUUGAUCAUUGGUCCGCUCAUGUUGUGAAUGUUGAAAAUGUUGAUGAGACACAAGAGGAGGCAACCAAUUUUGAUCCACAAGAUGAUGAUGUCAGUCCUGAAACACAAGAGGAGGAUAUUGGUAUUUCUCCUCCACCUGCAAGUGGCAAGAGAUUGGCUAGGCCUGUUGAAAAAAAAAGUGGCAAGAAGGCGAAGUCCGGAAAUGCACUCCUAAUUCAAGAAGCAGUAAACAGUAUGACAAGUUCAGCCAAUGAAUAUGUUUCGAAGAGACAUGGAAAAUACUCUAUUGAUGAAGUGAUGGAGGUUGUGAUUGCUUGUGGGGCCGGCUAUGAUAGCAAUGAACAUUACAUUGCAACUGAACUGUUUGUGAAGAAGGAGCAAAGGGAGAUGUUCAUGACCUUGCCUACUAAUGAGAUUAGGUUCACUUGGCUUAGGAGGAAGUACAAUGAUAAAUAUGACAAGUAG
This is a messenger RNA of Miscanthus lutarioriparius, 3612 nucleotides long. The record is from the annotation of a GenBank genome assembly. NCBI's taxonomy places the organism in Eukaryota, Viridiplantae, Streptophyta, Magnoliopsida, Poales, Poaceae.